UGUGCCGCCCUUGUACGAUACCAGUGACGAUGAGCGUGAAGGAGAGCUUUUCGGAGGACGAAGCCUGGAGGAACGAACACUCCUACAAAUGGUACGACCUAGGCACAUCCGUGAUCCACCCAUAUCUGGCGAGCAUGCUGUUGCGGGUUUCUCCAGUAAGGGGCGACGGAGCUCAAAGGCUGACGGCGAACGAGGUGAAGAUGACAACGUGGAGAGUGCGAAUGACGAAGACGAAAAAAGUAUCGGGGACGCACUUCGUAUUUUUUCGCGCCAUUUUGCUGCUG
This is a messenger RNA of Amoebophrya sp. A25, 284 nucleotides long. The record is from the annotation of a GenBank genome assembly. NCBI's taxonomy places the organism in Eukaryota, Dinophyceae, Syndiniales, Amoebophryaceae.